GCGUGUGGUCACUACAUGUCUGUUCAUUCAUCCACGGCACGGAGGGGGAGACUCCGUGGUACACCCAUAGUACACCGCAACAAUUUCCAUCUCACAUCUGGAAGCAACGGUCGGAUUAACUUUAUGAGUGUUACGAUAAGCAUACAGAGGUGCAAAAUGGAGACGACUAUCCAGUGAAUGAGGGUCCGGACACUGUCAUCCACGUAUUCACCUGAGAUCAGUCCGACAGACUCCUUCGUCUCCUGCUGACUUGAACACACAGUCCUCCACAAUGGUCUUGGCCUCGUCACACUCCUUCAGGCUGAAGUAUAUGUCUUUGGGGGUGCUGGUGUUGCAGACCACCUCACUCGUUCUCACUAUGCGCUACUCCCGCACCCUGAAGGAAGACGGCCCCCGCUACCUUGCCUCGUCCGCCGUGGUGUCGGCUGAGGUGCUCAAGAUCCUCGCCUGCACCCUCCUCGUCUUCAUGGAGAGCAAUUUCAGUGUGAAGGCCAUAAACCAGCUGCUGAGGGAGGAGAUUGUGAACAAGCCUGCGGAGACCAUGAAGCUGGCCAUUCCUGCAGGGAUCUACACGCUGCAGAACAAUCUGCUCUAUGUUGCCUUAUCCAACCUGGAUGCAGCCACCUAUCAGGUCACAUACCAGCUGAAGAUUCUCACCACAGCACUGUUUUCUGUCUCCAUGCUGGGGAAGCGGUUGGGCUUCUACCAGUGGCUCUCGCUGCUCUUCCUCAUGGCUGGAGUCAUGCUAGUACAGUGGCCAACAGAGUCUGAAGGUGACUCUGAGCAGAAGAUCCUGUCUGCAGGCUCCCAGUUUGUGGGAUUGAUGGCUGUGCUGAUGGCCUGUGUGUCUAGUGGCUUUGCGGGAGUUUACUUUGAGAAGCUCCUCAAAGAAACUAAACAGAGCGUGUGGGUCCGUAACAUACAGCUGGGUUUAUUUGGCUUUGUGUUUAGCCUCAUAGGAAUGAUAGUGUAUGACGGCCAGAGAGUGAGACAGUCGGGAAUGUUUCAGGGCUACAACACCAUCACCUGCACAGUUGUUGCCUUACAGGCUCUGGGCGGGUUGGUCGUAGCUGUGGUUAUUAAAUAUGCAGACAACAUCCUCAAAGGAUUUGCUACCUCUCUGUCCAUCAUCAUGUCUGCGCUCAUUUCAUAUUUCCUGCUGGAGGACUUUAAUCCCACUGGUAUAUUUUUCCUAGGGUCACUACUGGUUAUUGCUGCCACAUUUCUUUACAGCUACGAGUGCAAACCUGCAAUUAGUAGCACCAUCAAAGUGUGAACGGAGACCUCUGCUAACACUACUUCCUGUAAGACCUGUCGACCGGCAGCCAGAGUACAAUGAAGCUAUCCUGCCAUGUCAACUGAAAAUGUUGCAGUCAAAGUAACAUACUGCAUGACCAAAUUAUCCCAUAGAAAUGGACUGUAAGUGUAAUUUCAAGGGACCAGGAGGAGAUGAAAGCAUGGGUUCAUGGAUGAUUGCAAAUCGGUACUUUAUAAUUCAAUAUUUCAAUUGUGUAUUUAUAUGUUAUGGGGUAUGGGGAAAGGGAGUAUAUUUACAUAACAAAAAGGUUAUCGCUAUUGAUGGUUCUGAGGGCGCCUGCCUCAAAGGGAGGAAAAUCCUUGACAGAGCUUCCAUCUAGUGGUGGAAUGAGGAGCAAGUUUGCUGCAAAGAGGAGGGGUUACCUCUGUUCAAAGAUGCUGAAUGUCCUUUUUCAUAUGAGAUGAAAUAAGAUGUGAUAUGACUGGGCUGACCUUGCUGCUCACAGUCUGAGUAUUUAUAUCAAAAGCACACAUUCUAGUGUUAUUUAAAUGCAAAAUAAGGGUUUUUAUGUAAGAAUAAAUGAAUAAAUUAAGGCAUCUUUCAUGCUGAAACAACCAGCUCUGCCUUGAUCUUUCUUCUUACUUCAAAGAGAAAUGAAUGGAUGAAUUGGAUCUGUGCGUGAGUGUGCACACUCGCACACAUACUAAUGCAUACACACAGAGUUAGGCACACCCGUGAAUAUGCUGAACUGAGUUCUUCUGUGUGUGUGUGUUCCAGUUGCAGUGCACUCAGAAACACCAAACCAGUCUCUAUAGCAACAGAUGGCUGAACUGCAGUGCCAUGACAAAUGUAGACACACAGAUUUAAUAUAACCUAUUUUAACUUCUCUGAGUAUUUUACAUGGUAAUAACAGCCAUUUUUAUUCAACAAUGUCCCUGACAAAUUAAAACAGAAUUGAGGCAGAUGAACAAAACCAACACAUAUUUCCUAUUUAACCAGUUUUGUCACAGUCACAGAUAAUCUUUGCAUAGUUGUGGAUUUUGGAGCAAAUGAGUAUAUCUUGAUGGAAAUCGAGUGUUUGUGAUGAAAAAUGAGCAGGCAGAUGGGAAGGUGAGGCGUGAACCUGGAGAGAAGCACAGAUGGAGGAUGAAUCAUGUGACUUGUGCAUGGAGUGACGGGCAGGGACUCGGACUGAACCCAGUGUGAGCCACUGGACAGACCAUAGCCAUGACACAGGAAGGCCUUCAUCUGUCAUUAUAUGCACCAACCUGC
Scatophagus argus is the source of this 2530-nucleotide messenger RNA. RefSeq names its product solute carrier family 35 member A3b (gene slc35a3b). The record is from RefSeq and is a predicted model, not a curated record. Gene Ontology annotation, molecular function: UDP-galactose transmembrane transporter activity. Lineage: Eukaryota; Metazoa; Chordata; Actinopteri; Scatophagidae. Gene Ontology annotation, biological process: pyrimidine nucleotide-sugar transmembrane transport. The coding region runs from base 272 to 1276 and encodes 334 amino acids. The transcript has 8 exons. Gene Ontology annotation, cellular component: Golgi membrane.